Molecule: messenger RNA, 2175 nt
Organism: Penicillium olsonii
Lineage: Eukaryota; Fungi; Ascomycota; Eurotiomycetes; Eurotiales; Aspergillaceae
Source: the annotation of a GenBank genome assembly
AUGUACGAUCCGCCCUCCCGUUCGGGCACCGCAACUAUCUCGCGACUCUUGGGCUCGAUCCGUGCAGCUACUACUACCGGACCUCUCUCUGACCUCUCCGGCUACUUCUGCGGCCUUUACCGCAAUGACAAAGUGAAUUGGGGACAGGUCGUGUUUCUGACUACCUGUAUCGUCGCAAUGACUGGAUGUGGACUUGUGUCAUCGCUGGUGAGGCGCAAGUGGUCGCGCUCAUCUGUUCCGCGGAGGACUUCGCGCCACAGCUCCAAGUCUUCUUCCAAGGCUCUCAGUUCCUCGGAGGAGGAUGACUAUGAAGACGAGGACUACGACAGCAAUGCAUCUUUGCGCCAUGGCACCAACCCCAACUACAAGCCCAAGGAAGACUGGCUCUCCGAGCCUCAGAAGCAAAGCUCAGAUGCUCACAAGACGGAUCCCGGCAUUCUCAAGAAAUUCACGACAUAUAACUCAUAUACAACCUCAGUGGCCACAUAUCCCGCCAUCAGAACCUUCCACAGCCCUCAUCCCCAGCUAGCUCGACUUCCCACCAAACCCACACCUCUACCACUGAUUGUGGUUGUUCAUGGACUUGGUGGAUCCCUCGCACAGUUCCACCACCUCCUGACCAGUCUGUCCAACAUCGGAUCAUGCUUUGGUAUUGACUUACCCGGCUGUGGACUUUCCAAAUUCUCGCCCACGGAAUGGGAUGCAUACUCCGUGGAGGCCUUAUCAGAGCUACUCGUCGAGGCAAUUGAACAGCACCGGGACCGUGAGGCCGGCCAAGAAGUCAUCCUGGUGGGACACAGCCUCGGGGCUUCCUUGUGUGCCCUCUUGGCCUCCUCCACCUCUUCGAUCGGGGCAAAACUGAAGGAUCAUAUCAUUGGUCUAGUCGCAGUGUGCCCACGAGCAUCCCCUCCCUCCGCAGAAGAAACUUCCAAAUUUCGGAAGCUACUCUAUGUCCCUGGAUUUGCCUUCGACCUUUGGCGCCAGUGGGAUCGACGUGGCGGCGAGCAAAGUGCAAGUGUCAUGCGCAUGGUCGGCAAUGAUGCCGACACGGAGACACGAAUCCUCCAAAUUCGGUUCAACAAGCAGAGCAAAACCCCCGUGUGGCGACGCAUGGCAUGGGGCACACUUCCGACAUACAACGAGAACGGUGAUGCAAUUGGUGGAAUGCCUGGUGAAAAGAUCUGGGCGGGAAUCCGCAUGCCAGUCCUCCUGGUCGCGGGAGAGGCGGAUGCUGUUACAAAACCAGCCGAAGUUCAGAAGCUUUUGAAAUUCUUCGGUGACGUUUCGGUUCAUACCGCGAUCAACACCAGUGAUAGCAGCAUUAUUCCCGACGCCUCGCGCAUUCAUGAUCACAUGUCGGCUCCGGUCAGUGAUCUAGCCAAUGAAAAGGCAUACGGGCUUCAGGUCUCUGAGAAAAUCCUCGAGACUUCUCAGCGCAAGCGAGUGGUCAAAUCGGCAAUCUUACCGGCGCCCGCAUCUCAUGCGCUCCUGUACGACCGAGCAACCUACCGCACACUUGCAGGCAUUGUGCAGGACUUUUUCUCAUCAAACAUCGACAAGCGUCUUGGUCUGGGCUGGCAGUUACAAUGUAUGAACACCUCUGGAAAGUGGGAUGUCAAAAACCUUGCCAAGUGGCAGAAGGUUGCGCCAGUCUCAGAGCCCAUUGCCAACACCUUCGCUGCAAUGAAGAUGCUCCGUGAAGUUGACGAAGAACACAACCCUGUGAAGUUCUCAGCCAAGUACCACGACCGGAUUCAUGCUGUCAUCGACAUCAGUCACGAAAGCCCGGUCUACAAUCCGGCUGAAAUGGAGAAGGGUGGGAUCCGCUACUGCAAGCACCCAACCGUUUCCAAAAUUCCUCCGACUCCGGAUGAGACGCGCGACUUCAUCGCCCUGGUCGGCAGUCUCCAAGAAGAGAUCGACCAAAAGAUGGAGAAGCGAACAGACGAGGAGAAAUCCUUGCCCCGUCCGCUGGUUGGAGUCCAUUGCCACUAUGGCUACAACCGCACUGGAUUCUUGAUCACUUGUUACUUGAUCGAACAUCUUGGGUUUAAUGUCCAGGAUGCCAUCGAUGAGUUCAAUCGGUGCCGGCCGCCCGGUAUACGACACGGGCACUUCGUUGAUACAUUGUUUGUAAGGUAUUGCGUUGGGCUGAAGAGAGCGCCCACGCUGUAA